AUGGCUUCCCACGAGCUGCAACGCCUCAUACAGCGCGAGUUUGUGAGCCAUGACAACAUCAGCUCGGUCUUGGAAACGUUAUACGGAGCCAUCGAAAUGGGGGUGCAAUUCAAAGCCAGGGAAAAGGUGAUAGAACAUCUCCCGCUGGAUACUUUGGCUGGGAAAAUUAUGCAACCCAUUCCGGAGACGGGACAGAAUCUGUCAGAGACGUUGCAGGAGUUUCAGGAGACCGUCUUACGCCAUUCGACCAACUUCGGUUCCAAGAACUUCAUGGCAUUCCCUGACUGCGGCAACUCGGUCUCUGCACUUGCUGGCGCCUUUUUGAUGAAUUGCAUGAAUCAAAACCUUAUCAACUCCAAGCAUUGCGCACCAGCAGCCAGUAUGGUGGAGAUCAACGUCAUCCAGUGGCUACGGGAGCUCGUGGGAUACACUGUCAAGAGAGAUGUCAAUAAUAUUUUCGACGUCGGCGGCACCGUCGUAACUGGCGGCGUGCUGGCCAACGCCACAGCCAUGUUGAUGGCUCGCGAACGUGCUUUCCCUGGGACCAAGGACAAGGGCACCUCUUUCGAUCCCAGCCGCGUUCGUGUCAUUCUGCCCCAGUACGUCGAGCACUACAGUAUCCGGGCUAGCCUGGGAUGGCUUGGGCUGGGCGAAGAGAACGUCAUUCGCGUCAGAACAAAGGAUUUCCGUAUCGACCUUUCUGACCUUGAACACCUUCUUGAAGAUAACGCAGGUAAUUAUCACUUCAUGGCAAUCGUUGCGUAUGCUGGCGACAGUCGCUCGAUGACGAUCGAUAAUUUUGCUGCGGUUCAUGAGCUGGCAAAAAAGCACAACAUCUGGUUUCACAUUGACGCCUGUCACGGCUUGCAGUACGCCUUUAGUGAUGCACUCAAGCCAAGGCUAGGCGACAUUCACUUGGGCGACAGCAUUACCAUCGACCCGCAUAAGAUCCUCUUUCUACCAUACAAUUUGAGUGCUGUUCUGGUCAAGGAUCCCGAGAGUUUUCGAGCGAUCUCGGGCACGUCAGAUCUGAUCAUGAAAGAGAACUAUGCGUUUGGGCAGAUGACUCCCUUCAUCGGCAGCAAAGCAUUCUGGAGCCUCAAGCUGUGGUUUACAUGGAAGACCUUGGGCCGCAAGAACAUCGGAGAUCUGAUUGAACGUCGGCACAACCUCGCUGCAUAUCUCACAGAGCAGCUGCAACAGUGUCGGGACUUUCUGGUGCUCAAUCACGAAGUGAACAUCAAUUCUGUCAUGUUCAUGUACAAGCCUUCGCAUUUCCAGCCGGACUCGGUGGCACUGGACGACUACGUGCAGCGGCUGAACGAGUUGAAUAAGGAAAUACAGAACACUCUGUUCUGUGAGGGGGAUUUCUAUGUGCACACUUUCUCGAUUCCUGAUCUAGGCAAUGUCGUGGGCACGGGUGAAAGGAUGUUGCAGCCUUUACGAUAUAUGUGCGGCAACCCGCUCACUGCCGAGACAGAUAUCGACGCGCUCAUCUCACGUGUGCGUAAAUUGGGCCAGACUGUCGAGCAUAAGUACUCCUAUCACGAGGUGAAUCAGUUGCGGGCGCGGCUGGCCUAG
Molecule: messenger RNA, 1581 nt
Organism: Purpureocillium lilacinum
Lineage: Eukaryota; Fungi; Ascomycota; Sordariomycetes; Hypocreales; Ophiocordycipitaceae
Source: RefSeq, a predicted model, not a curated record